AUGCCUUCUCUCCGGGCUUUUGCGGAGAGUUCCCCCGGCUCAACUACUGCUGUUGAUGAUCAUGAUACAUCAUCAAAUGCCCUUCUAAGCAUUCCCGCCGACUCUCAGAAUCCAGAGACGCCGCGUCCCAAGCGCUCCAAGCGAGUCUUGGCUAUUCCUGAAUCUUCGAGGACUACGAGACAGUCAGCCCGAAACAAGGGCCCUGGUGAAUCGUCCCAGGACCAGUCAUCUCCGACCAAGUCUGGCGAUGCGGACAUGGACCUUGAUGAAUCAUUCGCUGAGCCUUCAUUCAAAGAGGAGAUGUAUGAUGAUGAUGAUGAUGCGCAUCCUCGCAUGCACAGAUCGCCCCAGAGCUUUGAUGCGGAUCACUCUCGUCGUUCAUCGCAAGCCGCUGAUGACGAGGCUAUGGUCGAUCAACCCGUGUCACGGGAGACAGCCUCCAACACGCCACCUCCUUACAGCCAGGCAUCCGCUGAACCAGAACAGAUGCCACCACGUGGGGUAUUUUCUCCGCGUCUCGCGCGCAAGCGGAAGUCGACGGAAAUGAAAGAUGAAGAUUACGGCGCCGAGUCAGCCGCCAACUCGGAUGUUGCCAACAAAAAGCCAAAAAUUGAAGAAGGCAUCCCCGAUAUUCGUCUACAGAAUGGCAGUGAAACCGAGACCCAGACAGAAUCAUCUCCUGCGGAAGAGGCGACACCUGCUGCCGUGGAACAACCAUACAUGUCCGCAGGUGCAGCUCGUGCAGCUCGUGCGCGACGGGGUCGCGGAGGCCGAGGUCGCGGACGCGGUCGCGGUCGUGGCCGUGGUAGAGGAAGCCGCGGAGGAAGCCGCGGAGGAGGCCGGGGAGGAGGGCGCGGAGGCGGAGCUGCAGGCCUUGUGCAAUCUGCAACCGUGGUGAAGCGUGGAGGUGGUCGAGGCCGCGGGCGUGGUCGAGGCAGCGCGACCAUUAUGCGCCGAGGAGGCGGCAGGAAGAUUGAGGACGAGAUUUGGGAUGGUGCAGCUAUUCGAUACCGGAGUCCAUCGCCCAUCCCGCUAUCGCAGCCAUUGAAAGAGCGGCAGCAUGAACUGGCUGCUCUGUUUAAGAAGGUGGGACAGGCGCAACAGGUCGCGCUGAGCUUUCUAGCAGAACACAACAUGCACAAGUUGGCGCGAGACCCCACUAUUCACAAGGACGCUCCGGAGUUUUUCCAGGCACAACGGGAUCUUGCGGAAUACGAGCGCAAGGCCAUGCAGAGACUGGAGAAUGAGUACAAGUUCCGAGUGGAGUCGUUGGAAAGAGUGUAUGAGGGUGUGAAGAACGAGAAAGAGACCCGAUACCAAGUACGUUUGGUGACACUCUGA
Messenger RNA from Penicillium lagena, 1341 nucleotides. RefSeq lists its product as uncharacterized. Lineage: Eukaryota; Fungi; Ascomycota; Eurotiomycetes; Eurotiales; Aspergillaceae. The transcript has a single exon. The record is from RefSeq and is a predicted model, not a curated record. The coding region runs from base 1 to 1341 and encodes 446 amino acids.